Messenger RNA from Aspergillus pseudonomiae, 870 nucleotides. RefSeq names its product bZIP transcription factor. Lineage: Eukaryota; Fungi; Ascomycota; Eurotiomycetes; Eurotiales; Aspergillaceae. The coding region runs from base 1 to 870 and encodes 289 amino acids. The record is from RefSeq and is a predicted model, not a curated record. The transcript has 2 exons.
AUGGCACCAAGAACCGCUACGAUCCCAGUGGCUCAAAUGCCGCAACAAGCUGGCGUUCGGGGCCCCCAAGAUGACUGGACAGGUAUCAUCGAUCGAAAAGAACGAAGAAGGUUGCAGAACCGGAUUAAUCAACGGUCAUAUCGGCUACGGCAGAUACGACGACACAAAGUUGACCAACCACCGGAGGAAAGCAGCGGCGCAAUGAUCACCUCCCGCCCGACUGAAUACGGCAAUGACCAUAAAGGCUUGGGCGAAUUUCAAUGCAAACUGGGUCAACUGCGCAUCUACUCACUGAUGCGCGAUUUCGAAAUGUCAGCCUUGGAGAGCUAUUCAAAGAACGCCCCAAACCAGGACCACCUUCUCAGUCUACCAAAGUUCAACAUUCAGCGCGCGAUCAUUGAUAACACUGUCGCUAUGGGCAUGACCAUGGAGUGGAUGAAUGGCGAUGACGCCGUAUCCAUCUUCAAUAUGCAGGGGCCGGGGAUCUCCGAAGCCCUUAUUCCAGCAAGUCUGCGGCCAACAAUAGUCCAGCGGCGAAUCCCCCAUCAUCCAUGGCUGGAUUUCUUCCCCUUCCCAAACUUAAGGGACAAUCUCAUCGCUGUGCAGGAUGAAAUUGACGAUGAGGAGUUGUGUCAUGAUCUGAUGGCGUUCUGGGAUACGCGUAACACAGGCCCCAUGUUGUUGGUCUGGGGCCAGUCCUGGAUGCCGGGAAAUUGGGAGAUGACACCAGCGUUCGUGAAAAAGUGGGGGUUUCUGCUUGGUGGCUGCGAGGAGUUGUUGCAGAGUACAAAUUCUUGGAGAUUGAAGCGGGGAGAGCGGCCGUUGUCUCUGAGACCACUUCUUCAGACUAGACUAAUUGAAGACUUAUGA